UACCAUUCGGUAUUUAUCUUGUGCCUCCUCAUCAGCUACAAAGCUAGCUUGACGUUUUUGGAGCUUCUUUCUUCUCACUUUGAGAAUCGACAUGGUGGGAGAAGAUCAAGAAGUGCAGCUUCAAAUCAUCAGUCAGGAAGCCAAAGAAGAAAACUUGCUAGACUCUACAAAUGGAAACAACCAGUCAAACUCUCAGCACAGAAGUUAUGUUUGGUGGCUGCAAUUGGCUACCUACACAUUCUUUCUCCUUGCAGGACAAUCAGCGGCUAUGGUCUUGGGAAGACUGUAUUUUGACAAAGGUGGAAAGAGCAAAUGGAUGGCAACAUUUGCGCAAGGUGCAGGUUUCCCAGUGCUCAUCCCCUGCUACUAUUUUGCACACAAAACUGCUGAUAUUGCAGAAGAUUUCCAUAGAACUCCACCAUCAACUUUGGUCCUUUUAUCGAUUUUUCUCGUAAUUGGUAUACUUCAAGCAGCAGUAAGUAUGUUGUAUUCACUAGGAUUAUUAUAUCUUCCAGUGUCUACCUAUUCCUUGAUCUGUGCGUCGCAACUGGCCUUCAAUGCCUUCUUCUCCUUCUUGCUUAAUGCACAAAAGUUCACUCCUUUCAUUAUCAAUUCUCUAGUCCUUCUCGCCAUCUCUUCCAUACUCCUCGUGUUUCAAUCUGAAUCCACGGACUCUACUGAAGUCUCUAAGAGAAAGUAUGCAAUCGGGUUUUUAUGCACUGUUGCAGCAUCAGCUGGGUAUGGAUUGAUACUUUCACUAACACAACUCGCCUUUCAGAAGGUUCUGAAACAUGAAAACUUGAAGGCGGUUUUGGAUAUGAUUGUGUAUCCUUCACUGGUUGCGACUUGUGCAGCUCUGGUGGGACUUUUUGCUAGCGGCGAAUGGAAGGGUUUAGAGGGAGAGAUGGAGGGUUUUGAGCUGGGAAAACUGCCUUACCUCAUGACACUAAUUUGGACAGCUAUAGGGUGGCAGAUUUUCAACAUUGGGUGUGUAGCAAUAAUUUCUGAGGUUUCGUCACUCUUCUCCAAUGUCAUUAGUACUUUAGGUUUGCCUAUCGUUCCGGUUCUAGCAGUGUUCAUCUUCCACGACAAGCUUGAUGGAUUGAAGGCGAUGUCUAUGGUGUUGGCAAUAUGGGGCUUUGUUUCUUAUAUCUAUCAGCACUAUCUUGAUGAUUUGGGGUCCAAGAAAGAUGAAAAAAAAGUCAAUGAAGUUCCCAAUAACUCUCCUUCCAGGACAUCCACAAAUGAAUAGGAAGGACUCGUAUGAAUUAAUGUAAGACUUAUUCUAUGAAUGAAUAAUUCACUAGAUAACAAGUAGAUGCCCCAAACAAAAAAUUCGAUUACUGCACAUCCAAGACAGAAUGGAUGGUAUGAAGGCAAUUUCCAUG
Messenger RNA from Tripterygium wilfordii, 1388 nucleotides. Its product is annotated as probable purine permease 10. The coding region runs from base 92 to 1252 and encodes 386 amino acids. The record is from RefSeq and is a predicted model, not a curated record. Gene Ontology annotation, molecular function: purine nucleoside transmembrane transporter activity. The transcript is spliced from 2 exons. Gene Ontology annotation, cellular component: membrane. Lineage: Eukaryota; Viridiplantae; Streptophyta; Magnoliopsida; Celastrales; Celastraceae.